CAUGUGAUCCGACAAAUAUGGCCGCUACCCUUUGAGCACGGCAGGUGCGGCAGGUGCGGGGCGGGAACUGGUCGCGUGAGCUGUAGGGUGGCUGGGAGCAAGUGUGCGGGGGCGGGGUCCAGGCUCGGUUUCCCAGGGUGGCACACGGCGGCGGAGCGAGGCAGGCAAGCCCGGGGCGGCGUGGUCCAUGAGCCGAAGCCGGAGGCAGCGCGGAGCCGCAAACUCCCCUGGCCCCCGGCGCGACCCGGGCUGAGGAGUCGCGAGGCUCCGGGGAACACCCGGAGCUGCCACCAUGAACCCCGAGAAGGACUUCGCGCCGCUCACGCCCAACAUCGUGCGCGCCCUAAAUGACAAGCUCUACGAAAAGCGGAAGGUGGCAGCGCUGGAGAUUGAAAAGCUGGUUCGGGAGUUCGUGGCCCAGAACAACACAGUGCAAAUCAAGCAUGUGAUCCAGACUCUGUCUCAGGAAUUUGCCCUGUCUCAGCACCCCCACAGCCGGAAAGGGGGCCUCAUCGGCCUGGCCGCCUGUUCCAUCGCACUGGGCAAGGACUCGGGCCUCUACCUGAAGGAGUUGAUCGAGCCGGUGCUGGCCUGCUUCAAUGACGCGGACAGCAGGCUGCGCUACUACGCCUGUGAGGCCCUCUACAACAUCGUCAAGGUGGCCCGGGGCGCCGUGCUCCCCCACUUCAACGUGCUCUUUGACGGGCUGAGUAAGUUGGCUGCUGACCCAGACCCCAAUGUGAAAAGUGGAUCUGAGCUCCUAGACCGCCUUUUAAAGGACAUCGUGACGGAGAGCAACAAGUUUGACCUGGUGGGCUUCAUUCCCUUGUUGCGGGAGAGGAUUUACUCCAACAACCAGUACGCCCGGCAGUUCAUCAUCUCCUGGAUCCUGGUUCUGGAGUCUGUGCCAGACAUUAACCUGCUGGAUUAUUUGCCAGAGAUCCUGGAUGGACUCUUCCAGAUCCUGGGUGACAAUGGCAAAGAAAUUCGGAAAAUGUGUGAGGUGGUCCUUGGCGAAUUCUUGAAAGAAAUUAAGAAGAACCCUUCCAGUGUUAAGUUUGCUGAGAUGGCCAACAUCCUGGUGAUCCACUGUCAGACCACGGACGACCUGAUCCAACUGACAGCCAUGUGCUGGAUGCGCGAGUUCAUCCAGCUGGCUGGCCGGGUGAUGCUGCCCUACUCUUCUGGGAUCCUCACCGCCGUCUUGCCCUGUCUGGCCUACGACGACCGCAAGAAAAGCAUCAAGGAGGUGGCCAACGUGUGCAACCAGAGCCUGAUGAAGCUCGUCACCCCCGAGGAUGAUGAACCUGACGAGCCGAAGCCAGCGGUGCAGAGACAUGCGGACCCCAACCCCGAUGACUCGCUAGCAAAGCAGGAGGGGACAGGCAGUGGAGGCCCUGAUGGUGCUUGUGACUCCAGCUUCAGCAGUGGCGUUAGUGUCUCCUCUCCAGCCAGCACCGGAAGGGCCCCGGUCACUCUCCACCUCGAUGGGAUUGUACAGGUCCUGAACUGCCACCUCAGUGACAUGGCCAUCGGAAUGAUGACGAGGAUCGCAGUCCUGAAAUGGCUCUACCACCUGUACAUCAAAACUCCCCGGAAGAUGUUCCGGCACACAGACAGCCUCUUCCCCAUCCUCCUGCAGACGCUAUCGGAUGAAUCUGAUGAGGUUAUCCUGAAGGAUCUGGAGGUGUUGGCCGAAAUUGCUUCCUCCCCUGCAGGCCAGACGGAUGACCUAGGCCCCCUCGAUGGCCCUGACCUCCGGGUCAGCCACUCAGAGCUUCAGGUGCCCACCCCUGGCAGAGCCAGCCUGCUGCCCACUCCCAACCACAGGGGUCUAGAGGCUAGCCCCUCCCCACCUUCUAUGAGUUCCUACUUUUACAAGUUCAUGAUCAACCUUCUGAAGAUGUUCAGCAGCGAACGGAGGCUCCUGGAGGUCCGAGGCGCGUUCAUCAUCAGGCAGCUCUGCCUACUGCUGAACGCAGAGAACAUCUUUCACUCGAUGGCAGACAUCCUGCUCCGAGAGGAGGACCUCAAGUUCGCGUCGACCAUGGUCCACACCCUCAACACCAUCCUGCUCACCUCCACAGAGCUCUUCCAGCUGAGAAACCAGCUCAAGGACCUGAAGACUCUGGAGAGCCAGAACCUGUUCUGCUGCCUGUACCGUUCUUGGUGCCACAACCCAGUCACCACGGUGUCCCUCUGCUUCCUCACCCAGAACUAUCGGCACGCCUACGACCUCAUCCAGAAGUUCGGGGACCUGGAGGUCACUGUGGAUUUCCUUACAGAAGUGGACAAGCUGGUACAGCUGAUCGAGUGCCCCAUCUUCACAUAUCUGCGCCUACAGCUGCUGGACGUGAAGAACAACCCGUACCUGAUCAAGGCCCUCUAUGGCCUGCUCAUGCUGCUACCCCAGAGCAGCGCCUUCCAGCUGCUCUCGCACCGGCUGCAGUGCGUGCCCAACCCUGAGCUGCUGCAGACCGAAGACAGUCUAAAGGCAGUCCUCAAGUCACAGAAAGCAGACGCCCCCAGCAUCGACUACACAGAGCUGCUACAGCACUUUGAGAAGGUCCAGAAGAAGCACCUGGAAGUGAGGCACCAGCGGAGUGGGCGCGGCGAUCACCUGGACCGAAGGGUUGUCCUCUGACAGGCCUGGCAUGGAGAAGGGUCCAAGGAGUGGUCCCAGGGAGCACUGGAGGUCUUCAGGCCUCUUCUCACCAGAGCCUAAGGACCUGUCUCAGGGGCAGGGCUGGCCCUGGCCAACAGCCCAGGGUAGGAUAGGGGGACAGAGGCUGCUCUGUCCAGCCCACCUGUCAGCUGCACCCCGGAAUUCAGGCAGAGCUGGCUUCCCACCAGGGUGGGGCCACAGCCUCAGACACCACCUGCCCUCUGGAAUCAGUCUCUCUAAUACCUUCUUGUACAAGAGCUUACUCCCCAGCCCAACAGAGCUCCGACCUCAUGCAGUGUUUUGUAUACAUAACUGUGUGUACAUAGGGACCAGCAUAGAGGUUCGUAUGAAUGAUGCAUCUCCUGCCCCAAUAAAGAAAUGACAGAAAACCCUCA
This is a messenger RNA of Pteropus alecto (black flying fox), 3060 nucleotides long. It is a transcript of the gene VAC14, whose product is annotated as Vac14, PIKFYVE complex component. Gene Ontology annotation, biological process: positive regulation of kinase activity; phosphatidylinositol biosynthetic process. Lineage: Eukaryota; Metazoa; Chordata; Mammalia; Chiroptera; Pteropodidae. Gene Ontology annotation, cellular component: endosome membrane; PAS complex. The record is from RefSeq and is a predicted model, not a curated record. The transcript has 22 exons. Bases 293 to 2644 code for a protein of 783 amino acids.